This is a messenger RNA of Diversispora eburnea, 4527 nucleotides long. Lineage: Eukaryota; Fungi; Glomeromycota; Glomeromycetes; Diversisporales; Diversisporaceae. The record is from the annotation of a GenBank genome assembly.
AUGUCUGUAUACCCUUUAUACAAAGAGAUCUUUCCGCCGACAAGCGUUGAAGAAGUAGUGUGCGCCAAUUUUACCUCGUAUAACGAUGUAAAUGUAAUAGUUGCACGAACAUCGUUUUUGCAGAUUUAUAAAUUUGUCGAAAUUGAAACUACAGUGGAGGAUGAUUUGAAUGGGGAAGAUGAUAAUAGCCUACUACAAGGUUACGAUAAAGAUGACGAUCAGAAUUUUCCCAUUCCAACCUUAAAGCCGGCUAAAAGCCCUUUAACCAUGAUCGGUCACCUUGAACUUGUUGCACAAUAUAAACUUCAUGGUAAUAUAACAUCAAUGGGGGUUGUGCGAACGAUUUCAGCUGGAGCCAAUGGUAUGGAUAGUUUAUUAUUAACUUUCAAGGAUGCAAAGAUGUCACUUUUAGAAUAUUCGUUAGCAACAAAUAGUAUUGUAACUGUAUCUAUUCAUUAUUAUGAACGUGAGGAAUUUAAGUUAGAAUUCCUUUCAAAUACGCAUCCUACGGAGUUAAGAGUAGAUCCGUUCAAUAGGUGUGCCGUCAUGAAUUUUUUUGAUGACAAAUUGGCAAUUCUUCCAUUUCGUCAAGAAGUUUCUUCACAUCUGGAUAAAGAAGAAAUGGCAAGAAAGUGGCCGUAUUUACCAAGUUUUGUUAUAGAACUUUCUUCUAUUCAACCACGAAUCAAAAACGUUAUCGACAUGAGAUUUUUACAUGAUUUUUAUGAACCUACUUUGGCUAUACUUUUUGAACCAUGUCAGACUUGGCCAGGAAAGUUAAAUUCGACUAAAGACUCUUGUUCACUUGUUGUGGUUUCAUUAUUAAUUUCACAGAAAGCAUAUCCAAUCAUUCAAUCAAUGGAUAAUUUGCCUCAUUCUUGCGUGAAAUUAAUUUCAAUUCCAAAACCUGUUGGAGGUAUCCUCAUUAUAUCAGCCAAUGCAAUUAUACAUGUGAACCAAAGUUCUAAAGGGAUAGGAGUUGCUGUUAAUGGAUACGCAUCUUCAACAACUGAUUUUUCACUUGAUCAUUCAUUUGAACAUCUUGGACUUGCAUUAGAAGGAUUAUAUCAUGUUUUUCUAGAUUCAGAUGAAAUUUUAUUUAUUUUGCGUAAUGGCGAUCUAUAUAUUGUGAAAUUAAUAAUUGAAGAACGAUCACUAACAAAAAUUGAAUUAAAGAAAGUUGGUACCAGUACGCUUCCUUCUUGUUCUUGUCUAGUAGCAAAUGGAUAUUUCUUUGUAGGGUCACGUUUAGGUGAUUCAUAUUUUAUUAAAUAUACAAAGACUAAUACUGAACAUAAAACAAAUAGUAUGAUAAAUGGCUUCGAUAAUAAGACAAGAAAAAACACUUCGGAUUCCGAUGCAGACGCAAUAAACAAUACGAAUAAUACGAACAACAUGAAUAAUGCAAAUAAUGCAGAUGAUGCAAAUAAUUCGAAUAAUACGAAUAAUGCAAAUUCUUCAGAUGGAGGUAACAAAGCAGAAGUAAAAAAGUCAACAAUUUCUGAUUACCAAUUUACAAUAUGCAACACCAUCACCAAUGUUGGACCGAUUGUAGAUAUGGCAUAUGGGGAAUUGGCAUUUUCUGAAGAAGAAGCACAUUUACAUAGCGUACAUAAAAAUCUUGAAUUAGUUUCAUGUUCCGGAUAUGGUUCAGCCUCAUCUUUAUGUAUAUUUCAUCGUAACAUAAAUCCUACAUUAUCCAAUUCUUUUACAAUGAAAGAUUGUAUAAAUAUGUGGGCAGUAUCUUGUCGAAGUAAUAUAUUUCGAAGCAUAAAUCUUAAUGUUGCAGGUUUGACAAAUAAUACAUUUAACGGAAACACAGAAGAUUACGAUAAAUUUUUAUUUAUUUCGAAAAAAAAUAGAACAAUGGUAAUGGUUCUUGCUUGCGGUGAAGAAUUACAAGAACUCGAAAAUUCCGAUUUCUAUACGGAAGGACCUACCUUGGCCGUGGGAACAUUAUUAAACGGAACACGUAUUCUCCAAGUUUAUGCUUAUGGCAUCCGACUUUUCGAUCAAGAUGGGAAGCUUGUACAAAUAAUACAAAAUGAUAUUGUUCUUGAAAAGGAUCAAAUUGUGUUCGCGAAUAUUGUAGAUCCAUAUGUGUUGUUAUUAUUUGAUAACGACAACAUAAAUUUGAUGAAAAUCGAAGAUGACAAGUCAAAACUCGAGUUUCACCCACCACCAUCGCAAAUUAAUGAAAUUCCAACUAAAUCAUGCUGUAUUUAUCGAGAUGAUACAAAUAUUUUUGCAUUUGUUAAGGAUGUAGCGCAUGACUUCUCAAAUAUUAAAGAUCAAUUUAAAAAUAAUCAAAAAAGGAAUUUGCCAGAAAAGCCUCAAUCUCCAGGAUCUGAACAAGAUGACCUUCAUGAUGACAUAGAUGAAACUUCUAAAAAGGAUACCCAAAAUAUUGAAAUGGAUAUAGAUGAUAAAGAAGAUUCUGAUAAGCCAUCAGAAGAAGAUAAAAUAAUUAGCGAUGAAAUGUUAACUGGAAUUAUCGAAAACCCGAAAAAAGAAAGUUAUUGGUGCGUGUUGUAUCGAUUAGAUGGUUCAUUGGAGCUUCCAGAGUUCGAAGAAGUUUUUCAUUUUCCACACUUUUAUUUGUCACCAGCUGUUCUUGCAGAUUUUAAAACGCGACAAAAUGUGAAAUCUUCAGGCCAAACAGUAGAGAUUCAAGAAAUUUUAUUGAUAAACAUUGGUCAACCCAAUAAAUACCCUUACCUAAUUGCACAUACUAAUGUGGGCGACAUUAUAAUAUAUAAAGCCUUUCGAUAUAUUCCUGGAAUUGACGUUACAGAUCCUUUCCAAAAGUCACAAAUCCAAUAUGAAUCGGAUAACCGACUCGCCAUUCGGUUUUCGCGCGUUUCACAUGAAUACAUUUCACGUGAAACCAUAUAUAGUGACAUUCACGACAAACCUGUAUCAAGAAAAUCAACCCAAGACCUAAAUAAUGAAGAAUUAAAUAUAUCGGAUAAUGAUGUUGAAAGAUACAGAGUCUUGCUUAGACAUACGAAAAGAAGGUUAAUCCCUUUCACUAAUAUUUCAGGAUUUUCUGGAAUAUUUGUGACAGGUGUAAAACCUCUUUGGUUAAUUUGUGCAGAUAAUAAUUAUUUGAGAGUUCAUCCAAUGAAUGCAGAUGGUGAAAUACAUAGUUUUACUCAAUUUCAUAAUGUUCAUUGUGUUCACGGAUUUCUAUAUACCAAUAAUGAAGAUCUUUGUAGAUUAUCCGAAUUGCCAAAAGAUUUUAAAUAUCAUAUGGAGUGGCCCGUAAAAAAAAUACCGCUAGGUAGAUCCGUUCAUGGGAUCGAAUAUCAUCCAGAAAUGCAAGUAUAUGCUUUACUUACAUCAUCUCCAGUUGAUUUUAUAUUACUUGAUGAUAAUGGUGAAUCUGUUGAAACGGAGCAAGAUAGCGCAUUUUUUCUACCAGAAACACAAAAAUUUGUUCUUGAAUUGAUAUCUCCUAUUACUUGGGAGACUGUGGACAGGCAUGAAUUUCAAGAUGAUGAACAAGGAUUAUGUAUAAAAUGCGUUAGUCUUCAAACAAAAUCGACAUCAAGCGGUCGUAAAUCUUUCAUUGCAAUUGGCACAGGCUUUUUCCGAGGAGAGGAUGUGGGAAUGAGAGGAAAUGUUUAUAUAUUUGAAAUAAUUGAAGUUGUACCAGAACCCGAUAAUCCACAAACAAAUCAUAAAUAUAAGUUGUUAUGCCACGAAGAGGUUAAAGGUUCCGUAACAGCGAUUUGUGAUGUCAAUGGAUACCUAUUGACGUGCGUCGGCCCAAAGAUAUUUAUACGAGCAUUUGAAGACAACGAUCGACUUAUAAGUGUAGCUUUCAUUGACAUUCAAAUUUAUGCCAAUAGUGUCGUAUCAAUUAAAGAUUAUAUACUUUUAGGAGAUGUUUAUAAAAGUGUUUGGUUCCUCGGUUUUCAGGAGGAGCCCGCCAAACUAGUUUUAGUUGGCAAAGACUAUCACGCUUUGGAUGUUUCGUGCUCAAGUUUUAUAAUUGAUGAACCCGUAUUAUAUUUCGUCGUUGCUGAUAUGGAUAGAAAUAUUCACUUGUUUCAAUACUCUCCAUAUAAUGUACAGUCAUUCGCUGGUCAGAAGCUUAUACGCCGAGGUGACUUUCAUAUUGGUGGACAAAUUAAAACUAUUAUAUCAUUGCCAAAGAAAGAGUUGAUUAGAAAGGAUUUCUCUUUCGACCAAAGCACUCCCUCAAGAUGGAUGGAGGAAGAGAAUAACGGAUAUAAACAACUAUGUUUGUGUGGAACUCUCGAUGGAAGUAUUGGCAUGAUUACUCCAAUACCAGAGAAGAUGUAUAAACGAAUGCAAUUAUUGCACGUUCAAAUGGUGAACGGAAUACAACAUCCUGCGGCCAUUAAUCCUGCAAAAGGGAUACUGGAUGGUGAUUUACUAAUGCAAUUUCCAAACCUGGCUCUACAUAGACAACGUGAAAUGACUAAGCAAAUUGGAACAACGAUAGAAAGAAUUAUGGAUGAUUUAUUGGUGGUUCAAGAAUCUUGUGAUUAUUUUUGA